Messenger RNA from Triplophysa dalaica, 1811 nucleotides. RefSeq names its product P2Y receptor family member 8 (gene p2ry8). The coding region runs from base 168 to 1220 and encodes 350 amino acids. Gene Ontology annotation, cellular component: membrane. Gene Ontology annotation, biological process: positive regulation of Rho protein signal transduction; phospholipase C-activating G protein-coupled receptor signaling pathway. The record is from RefSeq and is a predicted model, not a curated record. The transcript has 2 exons. Gene Ontology annotation, molecular function: G protein-coupled receptor activity. Lineage: Eukaryota; Metazoa; Chordata; Actinopteri; Cypriniformes; Nemacheilidae.
GAAACGUUGUGGACUGAUAUUUUAAAACAUUUCUGUACAACUGAGCUUUAACUUUCGCUUGAAAUGAGCAGUCGGGCAGGCUACUUCCUUUCUACAAGAAGUUUCCUGAGUAUAACAGUCAUACUCAUAAGAGUAACUGCCAUCAACACGCGCGAGGGAAGUCGCACAUGCUUCUUGAGGUUGAGAAAACAACAAUGAAAAUGUCACACGAGAAUAACUUUACAAAAAUGGAUGAUGCCACCUUGGCCAUGUUUGACAACAAAUGGGCCAGUAAUCUUGUUUCAGCCGUCUACGUCGUAGUGACUCUGGCCAACCUCAGUGGUAAUGGAAUCUCUCUGUUUCUGCUGUUGGUACGCACCUCUCCGAAGAGCCCGUCGAUCAUCUUCAUGAUCAACCUGACCCUGACUGACUUGAUUCUAGGAACUGUGCUUCCAUUUCAGAUCGUCUACCAAAUGCAGGGCUACAACUGGACUUUGGGUACGGGGAUGUGCAAUGUGCUGACUGUUGUAUUUUUCGCAAACAUGUACUGCUCUGUUUUGUCCAUGACUGCCAUCAGUGCUGACCGCUAUCUGGGCAUCGUGAAACCGAUGCGUUUCAGAGAGAUGAGAAAGAAUAAAUAUGCAGUCAUGGUCUGUAUAUUUAUGUGGCUAUUGGUCCUUGCAAUUCUGAGCCCUCUGGAAAGCUCAGAUCUGACAUAUUAUGUAAAAGAGCGUGAAAUCUUCACCUGCUUCGACGUGUUAAGGAAAGACAUGUUACCAUCCAUUGCCCACUGGGCGGGCUUCCUGUUCGGGAUGUUUAUUGUUCUCUUCCUCUGUCCGUUCAUUAUAACGUUGUAUUGCUACAUUCAUAUCAUCUAUGUGCUGGUCAGGAAGGCUAACAGUCAUCAAAAAGGGCGUGCCGUGCGCCUGGCAUGCGCUGUUUUGUUUGUGUUCAUAUUUUGUUUCGCACCCACUAACAUAUUACUUUUGGCACACACGAUUACAAGACUGUACUAUGGCAAAUCUCUUUAUAUCUACUAUAAGCUUUCCCUCUCUCUCAGUUGCAUUAAUAGUUGCAUAGAUCCAUUUAUAUAUUAUUUUGCCUCCAAAGAGUUCCGUCGAAAGCUAAGACAAAUGCUGAGGUUACAGACUCUCAGCACGACAGAGACUCAAAUGAUCGAGGGCCAUAGGGAGAGCAUGUUGUCUGGUGCUGCUCUGCCAAAUGUGUCAGACACGGUGUGAUAACCAGGAGGCCACCGCUCUGACAUAACUUUCAACAUUUCUAACAACCAGUAUAAUUCAUAAAGAAUAUUCGGAGAAGGACUAUUUUUUCUUAGAUAAGUUUUAGUUGUUUUGUGUUGCAUCUUGUAUUUGUUGAAAAAGCAUGCCACUCACAUGCCUUUUCAAAACAUGGCAUGUGAUGUUUGUGUUAUUAUUUUUCUGGUACUGGAAUAACCAAGUUCCUCUCACUGAGGCUAUUGCAAAAGUUGUGUGUUGUUUUGAAAAAAAUAACAGUUUUGUAUUGGUACUGUGAAGCAUUAUUAGGAAACUAUUUCAUAUUUCAUGUUUUGGGCUAGCUGUAAAAAGUAAAAAAACAGUAUAAUAGAAAGACUUGGGGCAGCUAUUGAACAUCUGAGAAUGAUUUAUGCUGUAAUAUGUGCUGUUUGAGUUUUUUCAUAACUUUUAACUUAAGGUGAAAAAUAUUGCUGCAUUAUACUGUGUUUUACUGUUUUAAUGUAUAGUGCACUCAGGGUGUACACUUUUGUGUUAACGCCCCUGUUGUAACAAAGUCACUGUGUGUCAUCUUAAAUGUAAUAAAAACAUGUUUUUGCA